AUGUAUUGCUUCCGAGAUCUUACGAAAUGGCCGAAACUUCAUAAAAUCAGACCAAUGAGCAGAACUGAAGGAGCCGGUAAUGGCAUCGGUGACCUACUUGCCAUUUGUGGAAUUGAAGUUCCGCAAGCCACAUUACGUAUUCUCAAUGAAAAAUCGUUUUUCAGCCAAGCACAAUUCGACUUUUUCGAACGGAUUAUUCAUGAGUACAAACUCGACAGUGCAGUUGUAUCGGAGGCGGCCUACCAAUUGGGCGUGAUACAUGCUCGUUAUGCCGAAUAUGGCCUGAAGCCUCAUUUCCUUGAUUUAUGGCGGCAGCAUUUAGAAAAGGAGCCGGUAAUGGCAUCGGUGACCUACUUGCCAUUUGUGGAAUUGAAGUUCCGCAAGCCACAUUACGUAUUCUCAAUGAAAGAAAACCUGUUUUUCAGCCAAGCACAAUUCGACUUUUUCGAACGGAUUAUUCAUGAGUACAAACUCGACAGUGCAGUUGUAUCGGAGGCGGCCUACCAAUUGGGCGUGAUACAUGCUCGUUAUGCCGAAUAUGGCCUGAAGCCUCAUUUCCUUGAUUUAUGGCGGCAGCAUUUAGAAAAGUUGAUGGACAAACUCAACUUCGAGAAACCCGAAGAGAAAACCGAAUUCUGCGACUCAUUCCGAGACCUGACGCUAUACGUUACCGAAACAUUGAAUCUCGCCUACUCACGGUGUCAACAGCAGGCUGCUCUAUUAAAAUCCAAGGAGAAAUUGGCAGUACCGCCCUGA
Ostertagia ostertagi is the source of this 756-nucleotide messenger RNA. NCBI's taxonomy places the organism in Eukaryota, Metazoa, Nematoda, Chromadorea, Rhabditida, Trichostrongylidae. The record is from the annotation of a GenBank genome assembly.